UUAACGACGGUACAAAAUAACAACUGUCACACUGGUGUCUGUGUAUGAAAAAAAAUAGAAAAAACUUAUAGCAAGACCACCUUUUUUGUCCAGUAGGAUAAGCAUUCAAAAUGGAGGAGCUUUCAAGCCAUCUUGGCUUAUAUGCUAAGAAGAAGAAGGUAAAGCCCGGCAGUGCAAUUUCUGCUGUUGGAAGUUCGUCUUCUGCAUCGUCAAGACGUGGUAAAACCAAAAACUACAGAGUUGUCAGUAACACAUCCCAGGUAGAUGAGUCUUUAUUUGGCCAGCCUAAUCAUGUUACAAAAAGACAAGAAAUGGCAAACAACAAAAAUAACCAGGAAACAACAAUUGAAGACAUCGCAAGAGAAAGAAGUGCUAAAAGGAACAAUAGAAAUAGCAAGAAAAAUAAAGAAACAGUUCAAGUUAUCACAAAGGACCUUAUAAGAAAUUUAAUUGUUCCUACAGAAGAUCCUUCUGGAAACUCAGUCAUACUGCCACGCUAUGAGUUCUUCAGAAUUUGUCAAAACUCAAAAGUUAUCACAAAAGAAGAGCGUGAGAUGAGAGAACAAAGAAUGAAAGAAGAAAAAGAAAGAGCUAUGGAGGAAAGUUCAAAUCGUAAGAACCAGAUGAAAGCAUUAGACUUAGAUCGUCGUCAUAAUGAGAAACUAAAUGAUCUGGAAUCAGAGGCAAAGGAAAAUGCUGAGCAUCUAUUGACCAGAGCAAAUGAGAUGAGGCAAGAACAAGAAGAUGAGAUUAAACAUUUAAAUGAAUUGAUUCUCAAUGCUAAAUGUCAUGCCAUCAGAGAUGCUCAGAUCCUGGAGAAAGGUCAUGUACGAAGUGAGAUGGAUGAAGAAGAGAAACGUUUAGAUAUAAUGAUGGAGGUAGACAGACAGAAUGCUAUCAAAAUACAAGAAGAAAUUGAGAAGAAACGAAAGGAAGAAAGACUCAUUGGUGCUGCCAAGCUUCAAUUCCAGAUCAGUGAAAAUGAGCAAGAAAGAUUGUUUGAACUUGAGCGUAAAGAUCAGGAAAAUAUACAAAUGCAGAGACAGGUAGAGAAAAUGAUGGAUGAAGAUAGGGAGUCCCUGGAGAAGAAGAAGCAAGAGCAGGAAGUUUUAAGGCAUGAUUUGAACAAGGCUAAUGAUGAGAUUUUGGCUCGACGAGAAAUCAAGAAACAACAAGAGAAGGCGGAGGAAUUGAAGGUUAUAGAAUACAUGAAACAGAAAGCUGAAAGAGAAGCAGCAUUUGAGAAAGAGCAGGAGAGAAUUAGAAUACAGAAGGAGAAGGAAACUGCCAGGCUUCGUGCUUUACAGGAACGCGCUCGUGAUGAACAGGCUGAUAGGGAUGCCUUACGCGCCAAGCGUGCCCAGGAACAAGCGGAGCGUGAAUGGAGGAAGAAAGAAGCAGAGGAAGCCAAGAAGAAGGCUGUGACUGAAGCUAUGUUGAUUGACGCUCGUAAAAACCAGAUGCAACAGAAAGAGCAUUACCUCGCUGUACAGGCACAACGAGAGAGGAACGAAUUUGAGAGAGUACUUAGGGCUCAAAAAGAAUUGGUUGAGAAGGAAAGGCGAGAGGACAUUGAGGCCAGGAAGAAGCGUCUGGUACAUGCCGAUGAUGUACGUACACAGAUCCGAGAGAAGGAACAAGUUCGCAUCUCAGAAAGGAAUGCCUUCUUUGAGGAAGGUGUCAAACUGGACGAAGAGGCUAGACAAAGACGAGCAAAACUUGAGGAAGUUAAGAAAAAGAAAUUAGAAAUGCUCAGAGCGGCCGGUAUUCCAGAUAAAUAUGUAACACAUGUGGCACACAAAGUCAAUGUGCAUGCAUGAAAACACCUCUAAAACACAUUACAAGACAUGCCGGAAUUCCUGAGAAAUAUCUUAGUCAGGUUGAAAGAAAGGUUGCCGCCCCUCAACACAUCAGUACAUGAGGAUUUUAUCAUUGUUACAUCAGGAACAUUUUUAUAUACGCUACAUUCUAUGUCUGUGAUAAUCAUUUUGUGUCUACAAUUUUAUAUGGAAACAAAAUACAGUUUUAAUUGAGAAAGAUAUAAAAGAAUGUUGUAAAUUUUUAUUUCUUUCUCCUUUCGAUCAUUGUUAUAUAAUUUCUCAUCGACUAUUGAGAAAAAAUAUAACAAAUGUAAUAUUGGAAUAUCCAUUAUUUUAAUAUGCAUACAUAUUAUGAAAAUGACCUUGUUUAAAGUUUAUCUUUUUAUCUUAAAGUGUGCUUUUCUGCAGUAUAGUUGUAUCAAUUAUUUUCAUCUUUGAGAAUAGCAUACAUGAGUGACUCCUUUCCAAACACAUUAAAAAAAAUAUUGGAUUGUUAUAUCCCUAUGACGUAAAUUUAAGGUUUUGAUACCCCUUGAAAGUUAUUUAUACAAUUUUGUGUGAUAUAUUCUUUUUAUUAUGUAUGCAUUUGUUAUGGCACUGAUUUUUAAAGUCAAACUCUAUAAGUGACAAUAUAUAGGCACAAAUAGUUCUCUUUUACAUUGCAUUUUAGAUCAUAAUUAUGGCUGUAGUAACAAGAUUUGCCUCCCUUUUGAUUAAUUUUUGUUUAGGAAAAGAGCAAGAGUUGUUUUCCUUUUCUUGCAUCAUAUAGUGAAAGUAAAACAUUAUUUACUUCCCUUUAUAUAUAAGUAAAUUUUUGAAAAAAGGGGAGGUAACUGUGACUGAAAAACUUUUAUUUUCUUGACAUGAACAUUCAAAAAGACUGAUGCUAACCAUUUCAUAUACUUAAAAAUCAUCUUUGAAUGCAUUUCUUUGUGUUCUAUUAUUAUUACACAUUAUUAUUGUACAUAUACACAUAUUUAAAGCUUUCUUGAUGUUGUGUAAUAUCAGAACUUACAUAGAAUAACUGUAGUUCUGCUGCUAAGCAACAAAGAGACAAUUUUUUUAUUGAACAGUUGUUUAAUUGUUUUAUUGUUUGUUAUGAGUGAGACAGUAUUCAUAUAUAAUAUAGUUAAAUAUAGGUACAACUUGGCCCGUAUUGUAUAAAACAAAUGUAGGGUUUACUUUUAUAAUAAUUAUUUCAAGUGUUGUUUUUUUGUGAAUAUUAACCACAAUAGCAUUACCUUUUUUUAUUAUUAAAAAUACACUUUUUGGCUUUAUUAAGUAGAUCACAUAUAUUUUGCUUGGUGUUAUUUAAGUAUUUCUGUUUAAAGUAUUAAUUUGAAAGGGAAGUGAUGUCACAGACUGCCAACAUCCUAGCACCAUAUUAAUA
Ruditapes philippinarum (Manila clam) is the source of this 3210-nucleotide messenger RNA. RefSeq names its product cilia- and flagella-associated protein 45-like. NCBI's taxonomy places the organism in Eukaryota, Metazoa, Mollusca, Bivalvia, Venerida, Veneridae. The record is from RefSeq and is a predicted model, not a curated record. The transcript has 12 exons. Bases 111 to 1820 code for a protein of 569 amino acids.